UAAAAUAGUUUGAGGUUAUUGACGCGUUAAGAAAAAUAAUGGAAUUAAUGGCCUUAUAAAUACAAGCAUCAUUUUUCGUGUUUGAUACAAGACCUUAAACACAUUCUAGUGUUUUCUGUUCAAAGGUUAGACUCUGUCUCUCUGUCUCUCUCUCCCUCCCUGUCUCGAUGGAAGCUCAGCGCUUUCAUGACAAGCCUCAAGCUGAAGGAGAAUGGUCUACAGGCUUCUGUGAUUGCUUCUCCGACUGCAAAAACUGUUGUAUCACAUGCUGGUGUCCAUGUAUUACAUUUGGCCAAGUCGCUGAGAUUGUAGAUCAAGGAGCGACCACGUGCGGUACGGGUGGAGCAAUAUACGCGUUGUUAAGUGCAGUAACGGGUUGUGCAUGUAUCUACUCGUGUUUCUAUCGUGGAAAGAUGAGAGCUCAAUACAACAUUGGAGGUAGUCAUUGUGGAGACUGCCUUCAACAUUUCUUCUGCGAGCUCUGUGCUCUCACCCAAGAAUACCGUGAACUCAAGAACCGCGGUUUCGACAUGACUCUUGGAUGGGCGGGGAACGUACAGAGGCAGCAGAACCAAGGUGUGGCGAUGGGUGCUCCAGCCUUCCAAGGCGGCAUGACCCGCUAAGAUUUGUUUCUUUUAUGUAUUUCAAUUAGUCAUGUAAUAAGAAACAAGGUUUAAUCCUCUGUUUUGUAUAAUAUUUAUUAUGCUUGUUAAUGAUGAAAGUGAUUGAUUGUAUAUUAAUAUUUGGUCAAGGAUGAGGUUUGGACUAGUCAAUUUGGUUUGGUA
This is a messenger RNA of Eutrema salsugineum, 785 nucleotides long. Its product is annotated as protein PLANT CADMIUM RESISTANCE 2. The transcript has 4 exons. The record is from RefSeq and is a predicted model, not a curated record. NCBI's taxonomy places the organism in Eukaryota, Viridiplantae, Streptophyta, Magnoliopsida, Brassicales, Brassicaceae. Bases 168 to 623 code for a protein of 151 amino acids.